AUGACUUGGUUUGAGCUUGCUGCUGGCUGCCUUCAGCACCUUAUAGAUCUAGCAUCCAACAAAGCUGCAUGCUCCAAAGCAGCUCAGCAUCCCCUGAGGACAGUGGGCCAUGCCUGGGUGUGGUGGGAGUCUGAGACGGAGUCUCCCAGCGAGUCAGAGAAGAACAGUGAUUUCCAGUCUCUUCACAGCUGGGAUUCAGUUUUGGAUCUGGACGUGAGGAGCUGGAGGAAUACUGAAGAGGUGGCCAUGGGGAAGCUAGACAAGAGCAGCCCAGAGGCAGGCCAUGAGCUGGAACUCAGUGAGCGUCUCUGGGAGGAUGAUAGUGAAGACUACCAAAAGGCAGAGAGACCAUGUGAAGAUGACAGUAUUCUCCAGCUCUUCUCAGAGGUAACCCAGAUGAUGGAACCUCUCCGCAUUAGCAGCACAGAGUCAUCACAGACUCAGGGGGAUUAUUGUGGCUCUGGGAAGCAGGGUGAUGGGGAAGAUGUGAGGUGCCAGGAAAAGACCACAAGAACAGCAGUCUCAGGAACAGAGGAAAGUCAACAACACAUCCUGGCAGAAGAUGAGAAAGAACAUUUCCCAGGAAGAGAGGACAAGACUCAAGAGACACCUGGAGAACAAGCUUUAAGUGAGCUGCAUCCACAGGAGAUGAGUAAUCAGGCGCAGGAUCAAGAUGAUAGUGAUAGCACCUCUGCAGCCCCAGUGCUGAACCCCACAAGCCCUGCCAACACGCAGCUGGUGCAGCUGAACUGGGAUAACCCCCUGCAGCAUUUUCUCUUCAAAAGAACUCUGUUGUCCAUCUGGAAGAUGGUAGUCAGUCACAGAUACAGUGGCCCAUUCCUGAAGGCAGUGUCAGAGAAACAAGCCCCUGGAUACCGGGAUGUGGUGAAGAGACCCAUGGAUUUAACCAGUAUAAAGAGAAGACUGUCAAAGGGACACAUUCAGUCCAUGGCCCAGUUCCAGCGUGACCUCAUGCUGAUGUUCCAGAAUGCGGUGAUGUACAACAGCUUCAAUCACCACGUGCACCACAUGGCCAUGGAGAUGCAGCGAGAGGUGUUGGAGCAGCUGCAGAUGUUGGGUGAAGCCCUCCUGUGCUCAAGGGACAGGCUGGAGUGGGGGAGAAGGUAACAAGCCAUGUCCAAGGCUUGCGUCUUCUGGAGCAGUGUGGCCUCCCUGGCUCAAGAGGUCUGCUGGGGCUCAGGGGAUGUGCUGUCACUGCAGCCAUGGCCUCUGGCAGACCUAGUUAUCCCAGAGGGGUGCCUGCCAGGUUGAUGGGAUAAGGAGCAGAGUGGUUUCGAGGAGGGGCACCAAGAAAGGAAACCGCCUUUCCUCCCUGGGAAAAGCAGCAGUGUAGCCCCGCAAUGAGAAAACAUUCCCUGGGACAAAAAAAGAGAAAAUCAUCUUUGUGACCUGUUGGGAUGAACCAGGGCCCAGCCCUGUGCAGGUGACUGGCUGCACACCCAGGGUGCUGCAGGAGAGCUCCGCUGUCUUCCCCGUGUGCUU
Molecule: messenger RNA, 1503 nt
Organism: Athene cunicularia (burrowing owl)
Lineage: Eukaryota; Metazoa; Chordata; Aves; Strigiformes; Strigidae
Product: bromodomain-containing protein 8-like
Exons: 7
Coding region: 1-1128 (375 amino acids)
Cellular component (GO): NuA4 histone acetyltransferase complex
Molecular function (GO): protein binding
Source: RefSeq, a predicted model, not a curated record